ACUCAGACUGAGGUUCAGUGAGCAGACAGACAAACAGACAGACCCAGACAUGACUCAGCUGGUGGAGUGUGUCCCCAACUUCUCUGAGGGACAGAACCAAGAGGUGAUUGAUGCCAUUGCGGCGUCCAUCUCCGGCACACACGCGUGUUCUCUGCUGGACGUGGACUCGGGCAUCUCCACGAACAGAACCGUCUUCACGUUUGUCGGUUCUCCUGAGGUCGUGGUGGAGGCGGCGCUGAACGCAGCACGCUGCGCCUUCAGCCUCAUCGACAUGACCAAGCACUCAGGUGAACACCCUCGUACUGGAGCGUUGGACGUCUGUCCCUUCAUCCCCGUCCAGAACGUCACCAUGGACGAUUGUGUCCACUGUGCGUCGGUGUUUGGACAGAAGUUGGCGGACAUGUUGAACGUCCCCGUUUAUCUUUAUGGAGAAGCCGCUCGUCAGGAGAGGAGGCGGAGUCUUCCAGCAGUGAGAGCCGGAGAGUACGAAGCUUUACCUGAGAAGCUCAAGCGUGACGAGUGGAAGCCAGACUUUGGCCCCGCCUCCUUCAUUCCGUCCUGGGGCGCCACGGUAACUGGCGCUCGCAAGUUCCUGAUCGCUUACAACGUGAACCUGAUCGCCACCAAAGAGCAGGCGCACCGCAUCGCUCUGGACAUCAGGGAGCAGGGGCGGGGCAGAGGACAGCCCGGGCGGCUGGAGAAGGUCCAGGGUCUGGGCUGGUUCCUGGAUGAGUCCAACCUCGCUCAGGUGUCCACCAACAUCCUGGACUAUGAGAGGACACCUGUCCACGCCGUCUACCAGGAGAUCUGCAGGGAGGCUGAGGAGCUGAACCUGCCCGUGGUGGGUUCUCAGAUCGUCGGGCUGGUUCCGCUCAGAGCUCUGCUCGACUGCGCAGACUUCUACAUCCACAAAGAUCAGCUGUUCGUCCUGGAGGAGGAGCACAAAGUCCGACUGGUGAUCAGUAAACUAGGUCUGGACUCACUGAGUCCAUUUAACCCCAGGGAGAGAAUCAUCGAGUACAUGGUGUCGUCUCAGGACAGCGGUCGUCUCGCGUCUUUGUCUCUGAGACGCUUCGUGCUCAGCGUCGGCGCUCGGACGGCGGCUCCAGGCGGAGGAUCCGUUUCUGCUGCUGUCGGCGCUUUGGGAGCGGCACUCGGUGCGAUGGUGGGACAGAUGACGUACGGGAAGAGACAGUUUGAGAACCUGGACGUGACCAUGAGACGCCUCAUUCCUCCGUUUCAUCAGGCGAUGAAUGAACUGCUGAGGACGGUGGACGAGGACGCUCGCGUCUUUAACGGCUACAUGGUGGCGCUGAAGAUGCCAAAGACGACGGCAGAGGAAGUUCAAAGCAGAGAUGCAGCGCUGCAGGUCGCCCUUCAGUCAGCCGUUAGCGUCCCAUUAGCUCUGGCAGAGAAGGUCAAUGAUUUGUGGUCACCGCUCAAAGAGAUGGUCGUCCACGGCAACGUAUCCUGCAAGUCUGAUGUUCAGGUGGCAGCCAAAGCCUUGGAGACGGCGGUUUACGGUGCAUAUUUCAACGUCAUGAUCAACCUCAAAGACGUCACAGACGACAUCUUCAUCGCCACGACACAGCAGAGGGCAACGACGCUGCUGCGCGAGGCUCAGGACGCAACCGCUGCCGUCCUCCUCGCUGCUGAGGGCAGGAAGUGAAGAGGGAGGGGCUAAAGCUCUGAUCAUUUUCAUCAUCCAGUUUGGUGAUAAAAAACUGAUCAAUGUCACAGAUUAAAAAUUAUUUUUGUUUUCAGACAUUUAAGAUGCUGAAAAAUCACAGAAACUUGGUUUAAAUGAUUAAAAAAAACAGCUCUAACACAUUUACACUGGAUUAUAUGAUCAGAGUUCAAAUAUAAUCCAGUCAGUCUUUAAAGGGAAACUUUUAUUUGUUUUUACUUUAUUAAAACUUCAUGUAAAAUUGA
Solea solea (common sole) is the source of this 1932-nucleotide messenger RNA. It is a transcript of the gene ftcd, whose product is annotated as formimidoyltransferase cyclodeaminase. The transcript has 14 exons. The record is from RefSeq and is a predicted model, not a curated record. NCBI's taxonomy places the organism in Eukaryota, Metazoa, Chordata, Actinopteri, Pleuronectiformes, Soleidae. The coding region runs from base 50 to 1669 and encodes 539 amino acids. Gene Ontology annotation, molecular function: folic acid binding; transferase activity.